Messenger RNA from Ooceraea biroi (clonal raider ant), 5675 nucleotides. RefSeq names its product forkhead box C1-B. NCBI's taxonomy places the organism in Eukaryota, Metazoa, Arthropoda, Insecta, Hymenoptera, Formicidae. Gene Ontology annotation, molecular function: RNA polymerase II cis-regulatory region sequence-specific DNA binding; DNA-binding transcription factor activity, RNA polymerase II-specific. The record is from RefSeq and is a predicted model, not a curated record. Gene Ontology annotation, biological process: cell differentiation; anatomical structure morphogenesis; regulation of transcription by RNA polymerase II.
CUCUACGCAUAAGGGUAUUCAAGUUUAUUUAAUGUAAACUUUACGUAUAGCGAAUGCUGCGUACUUUCUACCUGUUCGAUUCAAUUGUUUUUUUAACACUAGACUUACCGACAAUUUAUUCUACCGAACAUUAUCAGUAAAUGUAGGGGACAAAAAAGAAUGAGAUUGCUGUCAGAUUCUGAAGAUGAGAGUGAAGAAAAUGAUCAGCACGUUGACAUUUCUGUUUAUGAAUUUUUGUCGAAUGCAGUAUUAGUUUAAUGUUAAUACCGCACAACGCUAUUAACUUUAAUUUUUAAAAGUUACAAUAAAUGCUUUACAACAAGUGUGCUAGAUACCGUCCGCAACAAUUAAUAAAAUCGUUAAACUGAAAGUAGAGGAAUUACGUCAAGCAAUUAUCUUUAUCAAAUUUAAUGCAUGAAAUUAAUAAGAACCAAAUAAAUGGAAGUUUUUUAAUAAUUCAGUCAAUUCAGAGCAAUAUGUAGUGUCAACAUCAUUUAAUCCUUUCGUACUUAAAUAUAAAUUUUUUCCUCGAAUCGAAGUAACAUAAAAGUCAUCUGUAAGCUCACAGCGGCUCACUAUUCAGUCGUAACACGUGCAUUGACUGCUGAUUGUCACUUUUAGCUUCACAGCGAUAACAAAAUCUCAGCGUGGUACAAUAUUCUCUUAUCCGUAACGCGUUCAUUAGUUUUCCAGUAAUUAAAAAUAUUUAUGGUAUGUGUAUAUCUAUGUGUAUCACUUGAGACAAAAGGGUGAAGGUAUUUAAAGUCCAAGUAUGACACUAGAUUAAUACCUGUUAACAUUGUUCCUCGCAACGAAUAAUUAGCUACUCGGAGAUGCGUAAUGCAUUUCUCCCGAGAAUAUCUUUCUACGCAACGCAUCUAGCGUACGUUGAAACAUGUUACAUGUUGCCGAAAGCAACGAGUUUUGCCAUUUUGUCGGCAAGGCACGAGGCGUAGCGACACGCCUCUCGUCAAUAAACUCCGGCCGAGGAAGGCGCUUCGCUCCGAUUGGUUUAUCUUCUCCCACCUCUCCGCCACCAGUUUACUGGCCACUUAAGCUUUGUGUGGUGCAUGGUUACUGAUCGAGAUCAAGUUGAAUCUUGUUAACUGAAAAAGAAUUGUUCGCCUCGAUUAGUCAAAAAGUUUUGAUAAUUGAAAUCAGGGAGCGCAAGAUUUACCAUCUGCGCUAAGCGAAAUUGAGUGAAACGAUCUGCCGAACAUCGAACAUUGAAAACACGUAAUAAUAACACCGCAUGCAACGUCGACGAUUCACGUUCACAUCGUAGAUAACUACAAGUUCGGCACAAGUUUUUGUUUCCGAUUACCACAUCCAUUACCACAUCCGCUUUUUAGCCAAUUUUUCAGAAAAAGAGAAAAAAAGUUCCAAAGAUAUCAUGAUAUCUCCAAGACAAAAAGCAAGUUUUAAUCUCGAGAUAAAUAAGUGAGAGACACGUACGAGGCUGAAUGGGUUCCGCCGCGAAUGCGGUUGCCAAACGUACCAUUGUUCGAAGAUUAGACUGGAAAUGAAAUUGCAUAGGGGGUUUCAAUCCUCAAACGCGAAAGCACGCUGCGGAUCGAUUCGCAUUUCGCAACGGCUGGAAGACCGAGCUCUAUCUUUCUUCGUUUCGCGCCCUGAUAACAUGCAGUUUGGCGGGGUUCGACGAUGGGCGUGCGCAAAAGAGCGCGAUUGCAAUGUUCCGUCGGAUUGGUCUGCUCCGCUACCGCCGACGUUCGUUCAGCGGAGCUAAUCUCGAAGACGGUGUCCGCGAGCGAACGACCACGCCCACCUCGCGGCCGACGUCGGCUCCUUUAGGCACCACCCAUCGAUGCCACCCUUUCUCGCCUGCUCGGAAACUGCGAGAUGGGAGAGCUCCGCGCCAUUGGAUAGAGGCGGGCGUUGGCAACGCGAGUGAGACGGGCUCCAAUCCGAAGUGCGGAGGAACCACCGAGCCGCGAGUAGGGGAAGUUCGCUGCGGGAGUGUGGGUAUAGAUCGGCCGCAGUAUCCACGGAGACGUGAUCGCGGGUACUCGAUGUGCCUGAGCGUGCUCGGGGGGGAUCUCGGCGGGUUCACGGUUAUCCAAGGCUCCGAUUGAGCGAGCUCGUCGUGAACAGUGUAAAAAAUCAGAUUGUGACAUUGUGAUCACGCAGCACAGGGUUCAGAGUUUCGUUCGCCUCGGUCGGUCGCGGGACCUCCGCACGGUUCGAGAUUCGAUGGAGAUCCCCGGUCGUGACCGAAAACCGCCUCUCUCGUGUUGCUGCCGAUUCGCGAUCCGGAGAAUACUGGCACGCGAAUCGCGGCGAAAAGUGUCGAGCUACGCGCACGAGAACUCAAACUGAAACAGGGUUGACACAGAGACUGCUCCUCGGAGACCUCCUUGAGACCUCGCUGCUCGUCGAUGAUGCCGCGGCCGUCGCGCGAUACCUACGGCGAUCAGAAACCACCGUAUUCCUAUAUAUCGCUGACGGCGAUGGCGAUAUGGUCGUCGAGGGACAAGAUGCUGCCGCUCGCCGAGAUUUACAAGUUCAUCGCCGACCGCUUCCCUUACUACAGAAAGGACACGCGACGAUGGCAGAACUCCUUGAGGCACAACUUGUCCUUCAACGAUUGCUUCAUCAAGGUGCCGCGCGGUCCACACCGGCCCGGCAAGGGAGCCUACUGGGCGUUGCAUCCGGCCGCAUUGUCCAUGUUCGAGAAUGGCUCGCUCCUCCGGCGGAGGAAACGUUUCAAGCUGCACAAGCCGGACAAGGAGCUGCUCAAGUCCGAGCUGCAGGCACUCGCAUCAGCAAUGCCGCCCCCGUUGCCGCCUCCACCGCCGCCACCACCGCCACCACAGCCGCAGCCGCAGUCACACUCGGAAGCGACAUCCGCAGGCGGAAUUGUCGACGCGAGCGUGACGUCGUGUUCCGCCAAUGGCCUCAGCCUGGCGAACCUCCAUCGUCUGCGGGAUGACCUUCUGCGAUGGGAGAUACAGGAGAGGCGAAUGAUGGUCGCCACCGCGUCGAGUGCCGGCGACUUCGGCACGGCUAGCUUCGGCCGGUUCGAUGCCGCAUCAGGACUGCCGGCCGGACCGGCCGCACCGGAAGCCGUCACCGCCGGCUACUACCUUCUGUCACCCGAGGUCAGGCAGAGAUUGGCAGGCGGCGCCGCCGACAGCGGUAACGAGAUUCUCAGGACGUACGAGGCCGCCGCGCUGCUGCACUCGGCCGCUUCCUGGAACUUUCCCGGGUUUCCGCCGGUCUCGCCGUCGUACGCGGUGUCGCAGCUACCGUAUCUUCAGCAGACCACCCCCGGCAGCAGGCAGACGAUCCAACCCACGCGAGACAUGCGGGACGAACGCCGCUUGUCGAGCGAGCGCGCACUCGAGAACGGACCAGUGAUUAGCGCUAUAUCCGGCAGAGAGAACGAGACGGUUUUCGCGGGUGAAAACGCUUACGAGAUCACGGGCUACAAUCGCGAUAAACUUGUUGAGGAGGAAUCGCUCUCGUCGUCCUCCUCGUCGUCCAGAAUGAAUCUCUACCGAAACGCCAUCGUGAGCACCACUUGUUCGCCGCCGACAUCGCCGACCUCGCCGAACUCGCUCGUGUCCAAGUCGUCGUCUUACCGUCAUUUGUCGCCGAUCUCGAGCCUGGUGGUAGAAGUCGAAAGAACUCAGUUGCCAUCCAACCGGGAGGAUCCAACCGCGACGGUUAUUCUGACUGCGACGAACGCGGAAAAGAGGGUGAAGAAACCAUUCACUAUCGAGAACAUUAUCGCACCCGACGAUAACAAUGAGGGUAGCGGCGACGGUGGCGGUGUCGGUGCUGGUGAUGGUAGUGGUGGUGGUAGUGGUGGUGCUGGUGGUGGUGGUGGUGCUACUAUUAACGUCGGCGACGACGAGACCUCGAGGCUGCCCGACGAGUCGAUCGUGAAAAAGUCUUCGCUCCUCGUGCCGAGACCGCUCUACGCCGGAUACUCGAUGUCGAUCGCGACUACGGGCGUCCAGAGGCCUUCCUAUGGCACCGCCACUUGAAUCUUGUCCACCGUCUCGAAGACGCUUCUCGAAGACGUGAAGACCUGAAGGUGCUUUCGAUGUCUCUCUCUUGGCGUUCCUCGGUUCGAGCAAUCUCGAAACUCUCGACUAAAGUAUAAAGUUUCCAUUGACGUUAGAAAGACGUGAGCAAGUCUGACUUGACGCAGACAAGGAGACAUCACAAGCGUUUCGUUAGUUCCUCGUAGGGAUCCUAUAAUAAGAGUCUCGCCAUAUGAUAUCCAGUUUUGAUUGAUCCUCUAGAUCUGGGCAAUUCCCGCUCAUAUUUGAAUCACACAAACCUUAUCAUUAAUAUAAACAUUAUAUUUCAGCAACACAAAUAAAAAAUAAAGCAUAUCCAUCUAUUAUCUUUUUUAAUUUUUUAUAUAUUUUGCAAUAUAUUUUGCAGCGUUGUAAAUUGGGCGUGAUAGACUGAGCAUGCGUGAGCGCAAAGAAACAAAAGAGAGAAAUGGAAAUGUAUAUCCUUCUUUCUCACAGAAUUUUGCCCAGAUCGCUUUAUGUCAAGAUUCUUAUUAUAAAGUCUCUAGUUCCUCGUUUUUCGUAAAAUCCGUCUUCUCGUCUCAGGAGGCUAUUGCUUGCUGAUAUUGGUUCUCGUCUGGUCUUCGAGUCGCUCGGUCUUGAAAACUCCUCUUAUUACGGUCAACGAGCGAUCGACUAGAGUUGCUGUUAGUCUUACGACACGUGGAAGCCGAUUAAUCGGCUGUUGUCGAUCGCGAAAUUCCGAAUCGGCGAAUGCACGCGUGCGCCUUGCGCAGAAACAUGGUAAUUAUCGUUCGAACGUUCGCCCGAGUCGUGUUUCUGCGCCUUAACUCUGCGUAAUUAACUAAUUACAACGACGUUUACAUAGAUAAGAACGCGGCGACACCGAGACCUUGCAUCGAUUACAUUAGUCUGACGUAUAACAACAAGUAUUCGUUUUGUAUGCGUGUUAUUAGACUGUCUGACUGGAAUAUUUUAUACAAGAGGAACAAAGCGCACCAGAUUUCAUUAUCGAGAUUUAUAAAUGUUCUUUCAGGGAUAUUUAUGCGUUUAUCGAGAGAAAGAGCUAUUCGCUACUUUCAUCUUUUACGAUAAUCUACGAAGCAAUCAGACAAUGGACGUACACAUUGCAUGUAUUUGUUUCUUUUUGUAAAAAUGUAGAUAUAUGUAUAUUUAUAGAUUAAUAUAAUUAAGUUAUUAACGACUAACGAUCAAGUCUUUCAAGGAGACUAUCCGUUGCUUUGAGAAGUAGAUUGACAUUCAUUCCGACAUCAUAUCAUCGAUGUGCGCGCGCGUAUUCGCUUUUCAUAAAUUCCAGACGUUUAUACUCCAAUUUCAGAAAGACACCAAGGCGCUUGUUUCCUUUUAUAUAAAACAUGUCAAUCAACAAUUAAUUAAUAAUCCCCGACUUUCGCGAAAUGCUACCAAAUGCGAUUAUUCGCGUAACGAACGAUUAAAUCUGGAAUUUGAUUGGAAGCCUUACACGCUCCUCGAAAGGAGAGGCUGCUCUCGUGCAUUAGCGCAUCCAUCUAUACUCUGUACUCGUACUCGUACUUGUACUCGUCCGAGCAAGAAUGAUUUGUAAAUGUAGAAACGAUUCGUAGCGAAAUAAAUUAUUGUAUAUACAUAGAACAAAAGAAUAUACAUACGCAAACGAGUUAUUUACCG